UAAAUCAGCAUUAGAGUGUUACAUUAUAAUAGUUCACCACUGUACUGGAGUCAGUCGCUUCUAGAGACAGCGACAAGGAGUGCAGUUCUUACAGUCAUAUGAUAUUGUAUGGACCAAGUCAAUUCAUAAAAGGCUCAUUGUCAGGGUGUGGAAGCAUAAGCAAGGACAUUUCAAAAUGGGAUGCAGCGCGGUCUGUUUUUAUUAAUUGGAGAAAAAGCCACCCAAAGCAGAUACUGUUGGAAAUAUCUAGGCAAUGUCAGAACCAAGUCGUGCAAGGUCAGGUGCCACAGAUGGAACAAGUGGGCCACCAAGCAGUGCUAGCAAAUCUAAUGCUAAAUUUGCUAAAAAUCUUAGCACUUCAGGAAGAAGAUUGCAACGAGAGCUCGCAGAAAUAACAUUAGAUCCACCCCCAAACUGCAGUGCUGGUCCUAAAGGAGAUAACCUGUAUGAAUGGAGCUCCACAAUUUUGGGGCCCAAGGCAUCUGUUUACGAAGGGGGAGUCUUUUUCUUGGAUAUUCAGUUCACCACAGACUACCCCUUUAAACCACCGAGGGUUGUGUUUCGCACACGUAUAUAUCAUUGCAACAUAAACAGCCAGGGAGCUAUUUGUUUAGAUAUUCUCAAAGACAAUUGGAGUCCAGCUUUAACUAUUUCAAAGGUUCUUUUGUCGAUAUGCUCUCUCCUAACGGACUGCAAUCCCAACGACCCACUGGUAGGAAGCAUUGCUCAACAGUAUCUCACUAACAGAGAGGAACAUGACAGGAUUGCCAGGCAGUGGACCAAGAGAUAUGCUACGUGAUGACAAAAAAAAAAAUCAAGGGGGCAUUUUUUUUUCUCUACUUUCUUUUUUUUAACAAUAACAUGGCAUUGAGGCAUAGCAUUAUAAUUGUACCUUGAGAAAAUUCUGAAAAUGUCUCAACAAAAUAAUAGUUUGUUCAACUUUUUAAAAUAUUGAUUUUAUAAUGGCAAAACCUUUUCAAUUUUAUUUUCUAAAGAAAUCUUUGUUUUAAUGUGUUAUUGCUAUCCAACCUUGUUCUAUCAAACUUCUUGUAGUCUGCUUUGACCUGUUUACUUUUUGUUCUCCUUAUUGUCAACUAUUUGAAAUAGUAGCAUUGUAUAACUAGGCAACAGUAAAUUAAAUAUUUUAACGACAUAUUUUCAUGGUUUCGUUUAGGAAUUAUGUAACAACCUUUGAAAAUGUACCAACUCUGAAAAAUGUAUCCUGUUUUGAAGAUUCAGAAUAACUAUAAGGAUUGUAUCCCCACAGCCACUUAAGAAUUCAGCAUAUGCUUAAUUUUAUUUGAUAUCUCGUCCAUGAUAAUGAAUCCUUUACAAAUGUACAUUGAGAAAUAUUGCGUUUGUAAUAUUUGUGGUUGAUGUAACAAGGGUAAGGGCAUGUAUAAUGAAUUUCCAUGGCUCUAGGCUGACCUUUUAGUAGUUCUUGUUCUGUUAAAUGCCAGUGCAUAUUUUUUUCUUUUUGAGUAAUUAUCAUUGUCUCCUGAAAGAAAAUAUAGAGGCAAUGUUUCUAUUUUAGUUUCGUAUGCUCUCUGGGUUUCUAAUGCCAUGCUUUUUUAUUUUGGAUCUGCCAUUUUUUUUUUGUACAUUUGUUGUGUAUAUGACUGGUUUUGUUUUUAAGUCUCAACAUUAACAUGUCUUUGAAAAUGUUGUUAGAUCAGUUGAUGUUUUGAAGUGAAAACGAUGAAGUAAUUUUUUGUGUGCGAAUGUUAUUUUUGAGAGUGUAGAUGGUUACGUUGUUGUUCAACAUUUAUUUGGGCUAGUAUGUUGUUGUUAUUUUGUAAAUAAUGUAGAGUUAUAGUAUGAAGAACUUUGUUUCCUCCAAACAUUUUUCAUUCCUCUCUGAACCACGAAUAAAAAUUGAAAUUUUCCUGCCUGAUGUAUUUGUCAUAUGUAGACUAAUUAUGUGCCUAAAUUCUUUAUGAGAACAUGAGCUGCUAUAUAAUGAUGGGUACAUUAAUUUUGACAGUGUCCACUAAUCUUUCUUUUUAUAUAUCUUUAUCUGAAACAUAGAAAUUUCUUAGAAUAAUUAUUUUUAAUUUAUAGGUACCAGUGCAUAAAUGUUCUUAAAUACAAAUCUAGUGGAAAAAUUUAGACUAAUGGAUUACAUGUUUCAAGAUUUAUCCUCAAUUCCACAAGACUAUAAUUUUUAGUUUUAUUUGAUAUUUUGGCACAUUGACACAAUUUAGGCCAUGUCGUGCCCAUUUAGUUUUUAAUUCUGCUAUAUAUUAUAGUUCCUAACCACAGUUUUUGCUUUAAGAUAAUAGUGGCCAUACCAUCAUUAUACAGCUUUAUAUGCUACCGUGUCUUUGUAAUUUUAUCAGUAUUUCACUUAGUGAUUGAUAUGAUGAGAGUUAACUUAAGUAAAAAGUAAAAGUACCCCUUUCAGACCUUGCAGUAAUGAGAAGGUCCAAUAAAUUCUGUCUAUUCUUAAUGGUAAAACAAAUGGUUUUUAUAUGACUAGGGUUGUGAGAGUAAGAAAUCCUAAACAGUUGUAAUACUUUUCAGCUUCAUUUGUCAUGAGUUAUAUGUGACAUGUUAGUAAUGAUAUAUUUUUAACAUCUAAUUUAUUUAAAAAUUGUUAUCUGAAUAUGUUUAAUAUCACUAGCAAUAUUGCAAAUUAGAGUUCUUUUUUUUCAAAGAAACAUACAAAGAGUGAAUCUUAUUUUCAAUAUAAAAUAAAGGCUGAGUUUAUAUAGAAGUCUAUAUAACAUCUUACUCCUAGAGAAAACUAUCAAGAUAAUGAAUUUAUUCUAGGAAUUUGAAGUUCUGUUGGAGAGGGGGGGUAUUUUUCUUAUGUACCAGUUGUUGGGUUGUUGUUGUUUUGGUACGGUAUAAUUUGUGUUUAAUGUUCUAUGGAUGUCUGAUCAUGAAUACAAAUGUCUGCUGUGUUUGGACUGAUGUGACAAUCUUUGUGGGAAUAUGAUUUGUGUCAACUGUUUGCAUGUACAUAAUUUUUCAUUUGGUAAAUUAAAACAAGUCAUUAAUGGAAACUUAAAA
Molecule: messenger RNA, 3015 nt
Organism: Biomphalaria glabrata
Lineage: Eukaryota; Metazoa; Mollusca; Gastropoda; Planorbidae
Product: ubiquitin-conjugating enzyme E2 E2-like
Exons: 7
Coding region: 254-799 (181 amino acids)
Biological process (GO): protein polyubiquitination
Cellular component (GO): nucleus
Molecular function (GO): ubiquitin conjugating enzyme activity
Source: RefSeq, a predicted model, not a curated record